This is a messenger RNA of Marmota flaviventris (yellow-bellied marmot), 2494 nucleotides long. RefSeq names its product zinc finger protein 576 (gene Znf576). Lineage: Eukaryota; Metazoa; Chordata; Mammalia; Rodentia; Sciuridae. The record is from RefSeq and is a predicted model, not a curated record.
UGUGUGACUGUACUACUGCCGGACAGCAAUCCCUGACCUCGGCGUCGAGAGGCUCUUCCGGAGAAAGGACGCGGAGACCCCGGAACCUCGAGUCUGGGUGGGCCCUACCCUACUCCCCUCGGGCGGCGGCACUGUGGCGCGCGGCUGACAGGCGCAGCGAAAGGCAGCCCUCUGCCAUAGAAAAGCAGAGGCCGGGACGACUGGUCCGGAGCGGGAGCUGAAGCUGUGCUGCAGCAGCGGGACACUGCGACUGGCAGCGUGCUUGAGAGGCAGCGGCUCUGAGUGGAACAAGCCACAGGAUGUCACAGAAAGAUGUCUCCCGGGAAGAGGCGGGUUAAAGGAGGAGUCUCAGUCACCAUGGAGGACUCACACCCCGAAGACACCAUGGAGCAACAGGAUUCACCCAAGGACAGGAGGCCCAGCAGCCCAGGAGGCAACAUCUGCCACCUAGGGGCCCCGCAGUGCACCCGCUGCCUCAUCACCUUCGCCGAUUCCAAGUUCCAGGAGCGUCACAUGAAGCGGGAGCACCCAGCGGACUUCGUGGCCCAGAAACUGCAGGGGGCUCUCUUCAUCUGCUUCACCUGCGCCCGCUCCUUCCCCUCCUCCAAGGCCCUGAUCAUCCACCAGCGCAGCCAUGGUCCAGCAGCCAGGCCCUCCUCACCAGGUGCACCCACCACUGCCCAGCCCACCUUCCCUUGUCCUGACUGUGGCAAGACCUUUGGGCAGGCUGCUUCUCUGAGGCGGCACCGCCUGGUGCAUGAGGCCCGCACCCACCCUGGUCCCUUUGCUUGUACAGAGUGUGGUCAGGACUUUGCCCAGGAAGCAGGGCUCCAUCAACACUAUAUUCGACAUGCUCGGGGGGAGCUCUGAGUACAGUGUAAGCCCUCCACAGUGCUUAAGAUGCGCACUCUGGUUGGUGGGACCCACCCAUGAUAAGGGCACAGGUCUUCUGGGGGCUUUGAAGGGAUUUGCUUCCCACCCUGGGAAGGCAAAAAGGCUCUGGACAAAUAGGACCCAGAAGGUUGUCAUUUAGACUUUCAGUCUUUAGCAGACAUAGGUCCUUUAGGGAAACAGUGAAAUCAGCAAACAGUGAGAUCUUUUUAAGAAAAUGAGCAAGGAAAAAAAAAAAAGAAGAAAAAAAUGCACAAUAGAGAAGGAAAAAUUAUUCUCCCUCAUUCCCAGUUAAAUAACUAGCUGCAGAUUGUGUAAUCACCUUUAAUGUUUCCCAGAUGGGUGCCAUGGGCUGCAGGAGCAAAUUGCCCUAGAUCUGUGCCUGAGUAGGGGGCAGGGAAGGGCGGUGCUGCUAUCCUGUAAUGAGACUGGGUGCGUUCCAGAACUGGAGCAACCUGGGUAUUUGGGGAUGGGGCAGCAAGGUGGGAGCCAGACCCCAAGUCAAAAGGCAUUGCAGUUUAGGUCCUGUCUCCUCCCUGUCUGCCAGCCCUCCCCACUCAGAGAGCAGCCAUGGCAUUGGAUGACACAAGAGCAUUAUGCCCUAUUUAAAUAAUUUUGUGUACCAUUCUAGGAAUGGGAUUUUUUUUUUUUAAUAUAUGUGUAGGGGAGAUGGCAUGAAUAAGCUAACAGGAAUAGUAUCUAAAAACUAAACAUCCAUAUUAAAAUGUCUAAACAGGGAGCUCUGGCUUUUGAGUGGGAAUUGCUAGAGAACAUAAGGAUGUGGGGAGGAGGGAGCUCAGGGCAGAGUUGGCCUAGUCCUGUAGGGAAACUAGUUUGGAGUCAAACAGAGAUACCUUCUGCUUCAUGUUUCAUUUGGCCAACACUGGGAGAUUUCCCAUUAAGAUCCUAUUUUCAGUUCUCUUGAAAAGACCAGGACUUACACUGUCAGCAGGGCAAAAGCUACAAGCUGCAGCUAAGCGGUGAGUGUCGCCCUCAACCGGAGAUAAGUCCUUCCAGGCCCAUUUUAGUCCCUAACAAUGCCUGCCCUGCCUCUGGAGACAAUAGCUGAUGCUCUGCAUUCAUUGCUCAGGCUGUAUUUGAAUUGAGGGAUGUUUUUUAAAUCCACAGGUGAGGUGGUUAUGGGAGAAAUUGAUAGCUCUCUCAAUUUUUAGUUAGGCAUAUGGGAGCACAAGACCACACAUCCCAGACUCCCCUGCAGCUAAAUGUGGUCAUGUGGCUGAGUUCUGGCUAAACUCCUAGGUAAAAUAGUCAGGCCUGAAAAAGGUACAUGUCCUUCCUCUAAUUGGAAUGUGGACACGGUGCCCAGCCACCUUGGACUGUGAGUACAAGAGCAGUAUAUGGGACGGCAGAGCAACAACACAGCAGGAGCCUGGGUCUCUGGCCAACCUCACAGGAUGUCACCAUACCAGCCACCAUUCUGAUAACAUGUAAGAGAAGCAACUGUAUCUUGUUUAAGCCACCAUAAUUUUGGGUCUCUUGUUUUAGGCAGCAGAAUUUCAAGCCCAAGGCAGGAGUCUGCAAACUAUGGCAAAAUCAAGCCAGCUGCUGCUGAGUUUUACAAAUAAAGUUUUAUUGGAACGUA